GAGACUAAUCUUUUUUCUUUUGUCUCUCUGUUGAUGCGCAAACGCGAAGAAGAAGAUUAUCUUCUCAGUCACUACUCACUGCUGGAACCUAAUGGAGUCUUUAUCUCUUCCCGUUCUAAAUCCUCUAUUAGCUUCUCGUUCCAAUCUUUACAAAAACCAGAGCUCGAGAAUGACCUCUCCACUUAAUAAUUUCCCCAGAGGAUGCAGCACAUCCCUUUCCACUGUUCGCCGCCUUAGAGUAGGUGUUGUUAGGAUGCAAGCUGUUGAUGAAGAUAUUGAUCUGAAGCAAAUGAGAGACAUGGCUGCUGCUAAAAAGCGUUGGGAUGGUUUGUUAAGGGAAGGAAAAGUGAAGCUUCUUACACCAAGAGAAGCAGGCUAUGCUAUUUCUCUUUCAAACAAACCUCUUCUUGAUGUCCGCCCCUCUAGCGAGCGCAACAAGUAUUUAACACUUAUAAGAACCAUUGAUAAUCUUGCCGAAAUGGGCUUGGGCCGAACUUUUAAAUCCCCUGAUGUGGAGCCGGUUUAUGAACCUCCAAUCGAAAUUUUCUAA
Molecule: messenger RNA, 550 nt
Organism: Camelina sativa (false flax)
Lineage: Eukaryota; Viridiplantae; Streptophyta; Magnoliopsida; Brassicales; Brassicaceae
Source: RefSeq, a predicted model, not a curated record